Messenger RNA from Phoenix dactylifera (date palm), 1428 nucleotides. RefSeq names its product DUF1995 domain protein, putative (DUF1995). NCBI's taxonomy places the organism in Eukaryota, Viridiplantae, Streptophyta, Magnoliopsida, Arecales, Arecaceae. The record is from RefSeq and is a predicted model, not a curated record.
ACCCAACCAAUAAGAAUUUGUCUCACAGGAAGAGGAGGGAAUUCUAUUACUAAAUCAUUUUUAAUUAUCUAUUUAUUUAUUUUUUUAAUUAAUCCCUUAUUUAAUUUCUCUCUCGUUGCCCGUUACAUUAUCUGCUGACCUGGCGGUCCGAGCACCGCCUCAACGGUAGCGCAGAAUCGGAAGCGGGAAAUCUUGGGCCUUUCCUUUCUUGGCUACAGAGAAGGAAGAUGGCUGCUUCUAUCUCCUCCUUCUCUCUUUAUCAUCGCUUCCACCGCCAGCCCCCUCACGCCCCCGCUCUCCGCCUCCCUCCUCCUGCCAUCCGCCCCAUGCUCGCCGCCUCACGGAGCCGAAGAGUUCUUGCCCGUGGCAAGUUCGAGAAAUUCGACCGCGUGGACUCGAGCGCCGGCAAUCCCGCGCCGUCUCCUCCCGACCCCGCCCAAUCCGAGACACCCGAUCAAGAACAGCCACAAGAAUCGGAGGACGACAGCGUCUUACCUUCAGACCUGGUGGAUGCGAUCCGACAGUCAAGUCAAGCGAGCGCCAUGUUUAUAUCUUCCGGGGGAAUUCGAGCAAUAGUAGAACUUUUAAUCCCGCAAUUGCAAUUUCUUGAUGCUGAAGGGGCUCAAGCUGAACUGUGGGAAUUAUCUAGAAUAUUUUUGGAAUCGCUAAUAGAAGAGACAGGUAUCCAGAGAGUAAAAGCCAUUUUCCCUGAUGCUGGAGCAGCUGCUCUUCUAAAAUAUCAGUGGAAAGAUGCAAACUUUGGAUUUUCCAGCUUAAGUGACCGGAAGCCUGUAGCUGAUGAAGAUGAAGCUGUAGUUAUGAUAGUUCCUGAUUAUCAGAUGUUGGAAUAUGUGGAACGAAUUGCAGCUCAUCUUUCAGAUGACCCUCCAAGAUCUCUUAUCAUGUGGAACCCACGCCUUGUCAGUGAAGAUGUUGGAGUUGGAUUUAAUGUCCGCAAGUUGCGUAAAUACUUCUUAAGCACAUUUACUGUCGUUUACUCCUUGAGACCAUUGCCAUCUGGUGCAAUCUUCAGAUGCUAUCCAGGAAUGUGGAAAGUGUUCUAUGAUGAUGUAAAUAGGCCAAACAGAUACCUGCUAGCCAAAGAACAACCCACCCGUCCUGACGCAACAGAUAUUGAGCUUAUAUUUGGCAGUGUAGCCGAGAAAUCUGAGAAGGAGCCUUCAUUGUUGGGUAAAGCCAUGAGCAUGUUUACUUCACUAAAUCGGCUUAUGAAAGCCAUCUCCAGCUGAACCUUGAUUUGCAUUCCUUAAAAGAUAAUAGAGACCAUCAAGUCAUUAUUUUGUUUUUUGGCUUGUCAGAGAUUAAAGAAACCAUCUUUUAGAGAUUUUGGCUUGUUUAUUUGACCUAUAACUGCAUUCUCUUUAAAUUUUGUUCCAUAUCAUACAUUCUUGUUAUGGCUUAUCCUUU